GGCUGCAGCGACCUCUCAAUCCUCACAGUGCUGACCAGCUCCUCCUCCUCCUUUUACAUCCCGGGCUUCCCGAAUAGCGCAGUGGAAGCAGAGAAGCUCGAGCCACCGCCAUGUCGGAGGCUUAUUUCCGGGUGGAGUCGGGGGCGCUGGGGCCUGAGGAGAACUUUCUUUCGUUGGACGACAUUCUGUUGUCCCACGAGAAGCUCCCGGUACGCACAGAGACCCCCAUGCCUCGACUCGGCGUUUUCUUCCCCGAGCGGAGCCGGGGGACAGAGACUGACAACACGAUUCCUCAGGGCUCAAAGCUUGAAUUCCCCUUGUGGCUGGCGAAAGGACUGUUUGACAACAAGCGGCGGAUCCUUUCUGUGGAACUUCCCAAGAUUUACCAAGAAGGUUGGAGGACUGUGUUCAGUGCAGAUGCCAAUGUGGUGGACCUCCACAAAAUGGGGCCACAUUUCUACGGGUUUGGCUCCCAACUCCUGCAUUUUGACAGUCCAGAGAAUACAGAUAUUUCCCAGUCUCUCCUGCAAACAUUUAUUGGACGUUUUCGCCGCAUCAUGGACUCCUCCCAGAAUGCCUACAACGAGGACACUUCAGCACUGGUCGCCAGGCUAGACGAGAUGGAGAGGGGAUUAUUUCAAAUAGGGCAGAAAGGACUGAAUGACUUUCAGUGUUGGGAGAAGGGGCAGGCUUCUCAGAUCACUGCUUCCACCCUCGUUCAGAACUACAAGAAGAGAAAAUUCACUGACAUGGAUGAUUGAAGAUCAGAAGAACACAGAAUUGCUCCUUGUAGACUUAUCCCUCUGGGUGUCCUUGGUAGGAGCCUAUUCUACCUUGUAAAGGGCCAGAAUCAUUGCCCAUCUCAUGGCUUAUUGCCUGCAGCCAUCUCAGGAGGCUACUAUCUGGGUGGGAGAGAACAAACUGGACAAUACGCCUGGCCCUAUGAGUCUGUCCCAGCCUUCUGACCUAUAACCCAGGAUUACUUAACCCAGGAACCCACAGCCAAGGAGAAAUCAAAGUCCUUCGCAAAUAAGGAUCAUUAAUACAAACAUCACAACAGAGUUGGGACUGGAAUUCCUUGAGCCUGGGAGUUUGGAUGGCCUCCAAUGCCCGGUUUCUCCAGCUCCUUUAAAGGACAGGUACAAAUGGGCUUUUGUAGCCUGUUCACAAAAUGUUCUCUUGGGCUUAAUCGCCUCAUCUGCCUCAUGGUUGCCCAAAGGAUGGCCCGUCCAGGACCCUGGCCUUACUUGUAAAUAUCACCUGCCUGUGGGGAGUUACUCCCAUUUCCAAACACAGUGACCAAGAAUCAGGAAGGAAAAGGGAAGAGCAGGUGAAUGGCAUGGGUUUUAUAAAAACGAAGAUGCUGCUUUCCUCUUCUGUAAUCAGGGCUUCAUGAACUGGGAUUUCACAUCCCUCUCCCGUCAACCUAGGGGGGAAAUGGUUAAAUAGCUGCUUUUGUCUCUUCGAUCUUUAGAAACACAUGCAGUCAUUCCAUUCCCUCCCUAGAAAAGCUGUCAGGGAGUUGUUUGGAAUUGCAAAGUAGUUAUUAAAGGGUGUUAACCAGCCCUUACAACAUGGAAAUCAAGACUUUAAGGUUACUGGUUAGGAAGAGCUCUGUUUGAGACGCUAGCAAUGGCACGUAAGUGGGCAUGAGACCUUGAUUAUGGCUUUCUCUCUUCAAUAAAUUUUGCGACAUUACAUAGAGGAUUCCUGUCCCUUUACUGAGAAUCUGUUUAAGCAUGCACAAAAUUCUUCCCCUGCAGAUCAAGCAGGAAACCUCAAGCCAAGGAAGAAACAGCAUUCCCUGUCAGCCACUGUUUACAGGGCAGCUGUCUCCACACUGGCUUUCCACAACCAGUGAAAAUUCUCUUUGUCAUUAGAACUUAUAGAGGGAUUUGGGAAUCCAGGUUGUGGAGCUGUCUUGAUGCAAGCUUAGAAUGUUAGAAAUGCUUUUUAAAUGCCUGUUGUAACUGAUGUUUUUAUAAGUUGAUUUUGGUGCUAAAUAAAUGAUCCACUUUGUACAUGAA
Molecule: messenger RNA, 2027 nt
Organism: Manis pentadactyla (Chinese pangolin)
Lineage: Eukaryota; Metazoa; Chordata; Mammalia; Pholidota; Manidae
Gene: GINS3
Product: GINS complex subunit 3
Exons: 3
Coding region: 111-761 (216 amino acids)
Biological process (GO): mitotic DNA replication initiation
Cellular component (GO): GINS complex
Source: RefSeq, a predicted model, not a curated record